CCGGGGGCCGUCCCGGCCCGGGACGGGAUGCGGGUCGGUCCCGUGCGCUCUGCCAUGAGCAGCGCUUCGCAGCCCCGCGGCCCGGCCUUGUUGCUCCCGGUUGCCCGGGGCGCCCCGGCCAAACGCCUGCUGGACGCGGACGACGCGGCGGCGGUGGCGGCCAAGUGCCCGCGCCUUUCCGAGUGCUCCAGCCCCCCGGACUACCUCAGCCCCCCUGGCUCUCCCUGCAGUCCGCAGCCUCCGCCCGCGGCGCCGGGUUCUGGCGGCGGCUCCGGGAACGCGCCGGGGCCCAGCCGCAUCGCCGACUACCUGCUGCUGCCCCUGGCGGAGCGCGAACAUGUGUCCCGGGCACUGUGCAUCCACACCGGCCGCGAGCUGCACUGCAAGGUGUUUCCCAUUAAACACUACCAGGACAAAAUCAGGCCUUACAUCCAGCUGCCAUCACACAGAAACAUCACCGGCAUCGUGGAGGUGAUCCUUGGGGAAACCAAGGCCUAUGUCUUCUUUGAGAAGGACUUUGGGGACAUGCACUCCUACGUGCGAAGCCGGAAGAGGCUGCAGGAAGAAGAGGCCUCCCGGCUCUUCAAGCAGAUUGUCUCUGCCGUUGCCCACUGUCACCAGUCGGCCAUUGUGCUGGGGGACCUGAAGCUUAGGAAAUUCGUCUUCUCCACGGAGGAGAGAACCCAGCUCAGACUGGAAAGUCUGGAAGAUACACACAUAAUUAAGGGAGAAGACGAUGCUCUGUCUGACAAACACGGCUGCCCGGCCUACGUGAGCCCCGAGAUUCUGAACACCACCGGGACCUACUCUGGAAAGGCGGCGGACGUUUGGAGCCUGGGGGUGAUGCUCUACACCCUUUUGGUGGGGCGAUACCCCUUCCAUGACUCAGACCCCAGCGCCCUCUUCUCCAAAAUCCGCCGUGGACAGUUCUGCAUUCCCGACCACGUGUCCCCGAAAGCCAGGUGCCUCAUUCGCAGCCUCCUGAGACGGGAGCCGUCCGAGAGGCUCGCCGCCCCUGAGAUCCUACUCCACCCCUGGUUCCAGUCCGUCCUGGAACCUGGGCACGACGACUCAGAAAUGGGAACUGCAGACCAGAUUGUCCCAGAGUGCCAGGAGGACAGUGACGUUAGUUCCUUCUUCUGCUGAUCCCAAAAAAACCUCAGAAACCUCAUAAUUCUCACACAUGGCAUUUCCAUUUCUCAAGACGGACAGGCCUUUCGACGUGGUGCCAACCAGAUAUGUGAUGGCGUAAAGACUGUAGCUGCUGAACUCAACGUGGCGCCCCUCUGACUCGUUGCGAUGAGUGACUCCGUUGAUCCGAACAGUGCACGCUGUGACUGGCUGCCCGCAAAGCCAUCUCCCUUCCGAGCGAACCCUUCCCAACGGUCCCUUUGUCAGGUUCGGAGGAUUCUGCAUUUUUUAUAGGUGGCAAGAAGUAUGGAUAUCCUGCAGCAUGUGAUCAAGUGACGUGAACUCGAACAUCCUAAAAGGAGAGGGAGUGAAUCGCGCAAUGGCAUUUUGGGCAAUAACCUAUUUUAACGGGGUGACAAGUAAUUUGGGCCAAUCAACCUGCCAUCUUCAAACUUGUCUUUGGUAGCUAGACUUUCGCUACCCCAGCUCCUCUGAUCGGAAAGUUCCUUUUUUUUUUUUUCUCUUAAGUUUGGUUUAACACUCACCCUUUCUUCACGCACAUUUACCAAUGACUCUGCUCUGUGUUGGGAGUAGACCGUUUCGGGAGCAUCGGAGCCUGCCUGAACCCUGCACCCAGACUCUCCCCUCCAUUUCCUGCCAAGACCCCACUUGCACUAAUGCCUUCUUUCUGACCUUGAAACAGUCUCCUUUCCCCCUUCGCUCUAAAAGCACUUAGCAGCUGACCUUGGAAAAGUAUCACAAAAGAUUUGAACUCCUGGAUAUUUCAGAACUCUGAGCUCAGACAGAGAGACUGCGCGUUUUCAAAAAUAAUUUGAGCACUUGAAACUCUUAGCUUUUUUGGUUCCCCUCAAAUAUGUUAGCAUUUAUCCUUCACUCCGCCCCCCUCCCCCCAAGUCCAUCUCAGGGUGGAGCAUUUUGUUUAGGAGGAGAAAGAUAAGGACACUGUACACGUCCCUCUCCCAAGAGCAAAUGUUAAACUUCGGAGAAAGUGAAUUUUGGAUAGUUCUCAGACCAACUUCCAGAAUUAUACUCUACCCUCCUCCGCCCAUGGACAUGGUCUGUCCUUGGCAUUGUGUGUGUGUCUGCAGUUUUGCAUGAUGGGUUGUUAAUAUUUCAAAUGUGGUGUGGUUUAUGAAUACAUCUGUAUAAUCAGCAUCUGGAGUGAAACAGCGAGCCCCGAUUUAAAGUCAGAAGGGACUUUAAACGUCUAGUCCAACUUCUUUCCUCUUCCUGCAGAAAUCCCCCCUUCAGCUUCUUUUACAGCUGGAAAUCCAGCCUCUGUUCGAAUGCUUCCAGAGACGGGAACUCACUCCCUACAAAUGAUAGAGCUUAAGAGAGAAAUGGCAACUUGCAUUAAAAAAACCAGUACAGAUGCAAUACCAAGAAACGUCUUGGACAGGACUGAAAUUGGGUGGUUAAACGGGUAAACCCAACAUACUGUAAUUUGAGAAAUGGCACAAAAACAGGCAGUCAUCUUCAAGGGCUAUGCCUAGGCAAACUACUAACCUGCAUCGUUAAGAACGCCGUGUAUACCUCAUGUACUGUGUACUUUGUACAUAUAUUUUACCUUUUAUACAUAUGUCUGAUAUUUUUUGUUGUUUUGGCUCUGAGGCUUGUUUUGUUAUGUCUGUCUGAAUAACCUGCGUGUCUAAAACCACGUGAAAUGUGAAUGAUUUUUGGCAAUAUUACCUUGACAGAAUCAUGGGACUCGGAGAAGAGAGAGGACAGAGAGGCCUCUGUCGCACUAACUCUCGUGGUUGAUCGGUUGUUGUAUCUGUGAUACGUUACCCAGCUGGGGACUCCGGGCUGGCUGGGGCUUCUGCCAGAAAAGCUAGAAACACUAGAUCCUUCCUGUACAUGUGUAUAUAUGUGAACAGUGAGAUGGCCGUUUUUGACUUGUAGAAAAAUUUUAAUAAAUCUGAUUUCGUAAAUAGG
Messenger RNA from Pteropus alecto (black flying fox), 3087 nucleotides. RefSeq names its product tribbles pseudokinase 1 (gene TRIB1). The record is from RefSeq and is a predicted model, not a curated record. Gene Ontology annotation, cellular component: nucleus. Gene Ontology annotation, molecular function: protein kinase activity; ATP binding; mitogen-activated protein kinase kinase binding. Lineage: Eukaryota; Metazoa; Chordata; Mammalia; Chiroptera; Pteropodidae. The transcript has 3 exons. Gene Ontology annotation, biological process: regulation of MAP kinase activity; protein phosphorylation; positive regulation of proteasomal ubiquitin-dependent protein catabolic process. Bases 28 to 1146 code for a protein of 372 amino acids.